This is a messenger RNA of Penicillium manginii, 1407 nucleotides long. RefSeq names its product putative oxalate decarboxylase. Gene Ontology annotation, biological process: oxalate metabolic process. The record is from RefSeq and is a predicted model, not a curated record. Bases 1 to 1407 code for a protein of 468 amino acids. NCBI's taxonomy places the organism in Eukaryota, Fungi, Ascomycota, Eurotiomycetes, Eurotiales, Aspergillaceae. The transcript is spliced from 9 exons.
AUGAAGCUUCAAGUUUCUUCUGCUGCUUCUUUGCUUUUGUUCCUUCUUCCGUUAUCCGAUGCAUUCCCUGCACGUCGAGCAGAUGAAUCAGCGAGCAAUCCUGGUCUAAAAGGAUCGAAGACGCUGAUCGGAUACUCGCCUUCCGAGAAGGUUGGUAGCACAACGACGCCCGAUAUCAAAUACAGCCUCCUCCCUGGACAAACCAAUGAUCCUAAAAUCGGCACUUGGCUCGACUUUUCGAAGGUCGAUAACCCACAGCCAAUUAGGGGGGACACAGGAGGAGAUGAUCCCGGUCCAAGGAACUUGAAUUACGAUAGGAUUCACAGUGACAAGCUUGCACCUCCUGGAACAGACCACGGAGCAACCAUCAAUGCACAAUGGCCCAUGGGUCUCAGUCAUAAUAGGCUUGGAAUCGACAAUGCUGGCUGGGCCCGCCAAGAGAAUACUGUCGUGAUGCCAGCUGCUACCGAGAUGGCUGGUGUCGAUAUGCGACUGGAGCCAGCUGCAUAUCGAGAACUCCAUUGGCACGUCGCUAGUGAAUGGUCCCUUAUUCUGAAUGGGUCUUGUCGGAUCCAGGCUGUAAAUGAAAAUGGUGAGACUUUUGUCGAUGACCUUACUGCGGGAGAUGUUUGGUUCUUCCCACCUGGUAUCCCUCAUUCAAUUCAAGCCUUGGAUGAUGGGGUCGAAUUCCUCCUUGUCUUUGACGAUGGGGACUUCAAUGAAGACAAUACCUUCCUCGCCACCGAGGUCUUUCUUCAUAGUCCAAAAGAGGUCCUGGCCAAGAACCUCGGAGUCGCAAUCGCUGAUUUUGACAAUAUCCCUGAUGAUGAGCUUUAUAUUUUCAAGGGCACACCGGCACCCAAGGACAUCGAGGAUCAAAACGUGACCACCUCUUCUGGCGUUGUACCUCGAACCCAAAGCUACUCAUACCACUUUUCCGAACAAAAAGCUCAUGAGGUUGCCGGAGGCUCUGUGAAAAUUGUGGAUCCAUCAACCUUCCCCAUCGCCAGCAACUUCUCCGCCGCGGUCGUGACUGUUCACCCCGGCGGUAUGCGUGAGAUCCACUGGCACCCGUCCAGCGACGAAUGGACCUUCUUUAUUAAAGGACAGGGUCGUGCAACGCUCUUCACUGCCCCAGAAGCUGCAAACACCUUUGACUUCAUGGCAGGUGAUGUUGGGUAUUUCCCCCAGUCAAAUAGUCACUAUAUCGAAAACACUGGCGAUGAGGAUCUGGUAUUCCUUGAAGUUUUGCAGGCGUCGGAAUUCACAGAUGUCGCUCUCGGCCAAUGGAUUGCAUCCACUCCCAAGCAAAUUAUUUCUGACACUCUGAAAUUGAGUGACAGUACACUAAGCAAGUUGAAGACCGAGAAGCAAUAUGUCGUUGCUGGCCCGACUAGUGAUAAAUGA